Stegostoma tigrinum is the source of this 6649-nucleotide messenger RNA. RefSeq names its product dual specificity protein phosphatase 8-like. The record is from RefSeq and is a predicted model, not a curated record. Lineage: Eukaryota; Metazoa; Chordata; Chondrichthyes; Orectolobiformes; Stegostomatidae. The transcript has 8 exons. Gene Ontology annotation, molecular function: MAP kinase tyrosine/serine/threonine phosphatase activity; protein tyrosine/threonine phosphatase activity. Gene Ontology annotation, biological process: negative regulation of MAPK cascade; protein dephosphorylation. Bases 646 to 2580 code for a protein of 644 amino acids. Gene Ontology annotation, cellular component: cytoplasm.
UCAUUCCUGGUGAGGUUCUACCUUCUGUUUUUGCUAUCGCUAAUGGCUAACUCGCAGCCAGCCAAUCCGACAGAACGGCAGCUUGCGGCAGGCUGCAACGCAAUGACAUUCAUUUUGCGUUGCUCCCCUUGAUUCAUUUUGCAAAAAGCAAAACAAAACAAAAAAGAAAUCCGGGGUCAUCCCCCAUUAAUCGUGCGGCUGAAAUUGCAAGAAGGCUUGUCCAUGGUAAAUGAGGGGAGUUCCCGGAAGUAAAGGAGAGCAAGAUAGAAGCACCUGAACAUGUUCAGAGAUACUUCAGAAGCAGCUGGAUGGAUUUUGUAUUCGAGGAAAGUACCUGUCCAUGUUACCUCCCAGCCAGAUUGUCCCAGGGGACUUUAGAAUGAAGCAGCUUGGAGCUCUGAGUGUCUGGCUUUCGACAGGGCAGUGAUUUCUGGUCAACCAGCUACCCUUGGCAAGGAGCCAUUCUCUCUCUAUCUCUCUCUCUAUCUCUCUCUCUCUCUCUCUCUCUCUCUCUCUCUCUCUCUCUCUCUCUCUCUCUCUCUCUCUCUCUCUUGCUCUGUCUCUGUCUCUCCUUCCUUUCUUUUCUCUGUUGGAGGCUGAGAGGGAGAGAGCGAAGCUCUUCCAUCUUCGAGACGAAGGUCAGCGAUGGCGGGGGAGAAAGCCAAGCCCAAAGUGAUCGACGCCCAGAAGCUUGCCACCCUCUUGCGGAGUGGUGUCGGGGCGACGUUGGUGAUUGAUAGCCGCUCGUUCGUGGAGUACAACACCUCCCAUGUUCUGAACUCGGUGAACAUCUGCUGCUCCAAGCUGGUGAAGCGAAGGCUGCAGCAGGACAAGUUCUCCAUCGCUGAGCUCAUUCAGCCCUCUGGCAAGACGAAGAUUGAUGUGGAGGGCAAGCAGGAAGUGGUGCUUUACGAUCAGUGCACGCGAGACCCAGACAAGCUGACAUCGGACAGUUUCACCUCUGUACUCCUUGACAAACUGGAGAACUGCUUCCACUACGUCUCUCUUCUGGCAGGAGGAUUUGCUGCAUUUUCCUCCUGUUUCCCAGGCCUAUGUGAGGGCAAACCUACCGCUAUCCUGCCGAUGAGCAUCUCUCAGCCAUGUCUACCUGUCGCCAACAUCGGGCCUACUCGAAUUCUACCGCAUUUGUACUUGGGGUCACAGAAAGAUGUGCUAAAUAAGGACUUAAUGGUACAGAAUGGAAUCACAUACGUUCUGAAUGCCAGCAACUCUUGUCCCAAGCCUGACUUCAUCUCAGAGAGUCACUUCAUGCGCAUUCCAGUCAACGACAACUACUGUGAGAAACUUUUACCCUGGUUGGAUGAAUCUGUUGUCUUUAUAGACAAAGCAAAAGUCUCCAACUGUCGAGUACUUGUCCACUGUUUGGCUGGGAUCUCUCGAUCAGCUACUGUUGCCAUUGCUUACAUCAUGAAGACCAUGGGUCUCUCCUCAGAUGAUGCUUACAGGUUUGUCAAGGACCGGCGGCCAUCGAUCUCUCCCAACUUCAACUUCAUGGGCCAGCUGCUGGAGUACGAGAAGGGCCUGAAGCUGCUGAAGGCCCGCUCGCUGAAGCCUCAGGCCGACAGGCUGGAGGAGGACAUCGACAGAGAGGUGGCGGACGCCUGCAGGGGCAUCCUGGAGAGGACACGUCCUGGCUUCUGUGCGGCCGAGGCAACGGGGCCAGCGGCGGCGAGGGACGCGAGCCAGCAGUGCGGCGACGCCGACAGCGGCGCGGCCGACUGCAAGAUCGCCCCCCACGUCAGCCUGCAGCAGGGCCUCAACGGGCUGCACUUAUCCAGCGAGCGGAUUCAGGAUACCAACCGUCUCAAGCGCUCGUUUUCGCUGGACAUCAAGUCUUCCUACUCGCCGAGCGCCGGCUUCAACGCCAGCAAGACCGCCACGCCGAUCGACUCUGACGACAUCCCAAAGCUUUGCAGGCUCGAGGUCAAAGCGGCCAGCCCUGCCAGCGUCGAGCAUCCGCACUCUCCGAGCCUGGACAGCCCGGAUAAGGGCUCGGAGCCCGGCGCCGAAACCAAGGCUCGGCAGAGGCGCAAGCCAAAGCACGCGGGCGGCCUGGCCAACGCCUGCAACCCGGCGCCCCACCCCGUCAGCUCGAACGUGACCAGGACUGGCGCCCCGUGCCCCACCCGCAAGGCCGGCGACGCGGCGGAGGGUGGCCGGAGGCAGGCGCUGCUGCUCAGCGUGCCGAGCGCCCAGCCGCUGCCCCCGGGCGGCAGCGGCAGCGCCCUCAGCCGGUGGGCCAAGCACUCGGAACUGGCGCCCGCGCCCGCGCCGUGGUACUUGGGCGCGGACCCGCAGCCCGGGCACGUGGCCGGAAGCGCCGGGCUCUUCGGCUGCGAGCCGUACGGGGCGGUGCGGCUGCGCGAGAAGCAGCCCGAGGCCAGGGACACGAGGCGGAGCUGGCACGAGGACGGCGCCAUGGAGAAACAGUUCAAACGGCGGAGCUGCCAGAUGGAGUUCGAGGACGGCAUGUCGGAGAGCAGGUCCAGGGAAGACCUGGGAAAGAUCGGCAAGCAGUCCAGCUUUUCCGGCAGUAUGGAAAUCAUCGAGGUGUCGUGACACUUUCGGCGGUGGGCCGCUUUCACCGGGUGACAGGGAGGGACUGUGGUUAUUUAUGGGCGGAAGCCGCGGACUUGGUUUAAUUUGUUUUUGUGUGUGAGUGAGUGUAAAAGAGACGAGGCGCAGUGUAUCACUUCUGAUACUGCAAGUGGGCCGACACUUCACCUGAGACUUUGUCCCGAACGUUUUUAGAAGAGCUAAUUUAUUUUCUCCGCACACAUUCUGGCAAUGGUGAAAGAUGAGGGAACUGGCCCAGCCCAUUUUGAAGUUGGUGUUUAAGUACUUCAAGCAAUACUCGCAGAAAGUCUGGUUUUAUCUUAUUAAUUAUAUAUAUAUAUUUUUUCCCCUCCCCUGUUUAAUGUUUCCAUUGUCCUCGCAUCAAACCCUGGUCUGCUACCUGAGAAGGCCACUUAUUGCACUUUGCCCUUCCUUGUCAGUGACUGAGCCAGUUGAAAUGUAGACUGCUACAGUAAAGGCUGGAAAAGUACCUUCUGUAUGAGAUAAUCUGUAUGAACUGAUUGCGAAUGGAUGCAGACAUUAAUAUAAUGUAAAUAGUGGUGUAUCUAUUAUUAUGGCUGAUUUAAAUGUUUUUGAAUAGUUUAAUGAUAUCCUGGCUGCUUGAUGCAAAUACCUCAGGUUUGAAUAAACAUAAUAAUUAAAAAAAGGCUUUUUCUAACCCCCACCACCCCACCCCCUUGAUUAAAUACCACCCCCACCCACCCCCAGGCUGCAACAAUACGAAGGAAAAGGGGGGGAAACAAAAAAAUCGUCUCAGGUUUUUUAAACUGAUUUGUGGGGAUUCUCGGGCAAAGGAGGAAGUGACAGAUGUGCUUAAUUGUCGAGUGCCAGUCGCGCGUUGUCCACUGGUAGAAACUUACAAUAAUGGCACAGCAGCAUGUGCCAACAACCAUGUUUUAGAACAUCCAUGCUGGGGACCUCCGAGUAGCAGCGUUAUCCCUUUUUAUUUGAGAGCUGCAAUUUGUAUUUUCUUUUCCUCCCUGCCAUGUCACUUGUCCCCUAUCUAACUACCUUGGCGUCUGGACAGGAAAACAGCUUAUUGUAAACACAAACAAACAACGAACAGGUCAUUGCUGGUCUAGCCUGGCUGCAGGAGAAGCUGUUGGCUUUUACAGUGUGAUUUGCUCUCAGCCCAGCAACGUUAGUCAGAUGCCUGGUGACUGCACCACAGAUGAAUUGAAAUCUUUACUCCAAGGAAAGAACUAACUGUUUGUGAUCUUAUUUUUAAAUCUGGCUUCGCUGCAAGGAAAAAAAAACAAGAGUCAGAGUUAUUUAUAUUUUUUUGGGUUUGCUGUUCUGACAAGCCAACUAGCAGCGUUUUCAUUUUAAAUUUGCCUUCAAGAUGGUGGUAACAAUGACAAGGCUAGCAACUCUUGCUCAUUCUCAAGAACUGUUGGUUUUGAUAGAGCCGAGUGGCUUAUGAGACCCUUUCAGAGGCAAGUUGAGAACCAACUACGUUUUCUAGGAGGGACAGGAGGAGUUAGAAACUGGGUAAAGAAGGCAGGUUUCCUUCAAUUAAGGACUUCAUUGAACCAAUUAGAUUUACACGACAGCUGUCCAACCACUUUUUACUGGUCCCAGCCUUUUAUUUAUGUCCAGUAGUAUUUUAUUUUGAAACUGGUUCCGUUUCCUCAACAACUAAGGUGAAAUUUAUGCUCUGAAAUUUCUUCCCUCACCAUCUCCCUGUUACCUUCAGAACACAUCAGUCCUCCUCCUCUUUGAAUGUGCGUUGUUGCCUCUGAUCCUUCUCUGUUCAGAGCCUGCCUUUGACUCACUUUCUGUCUUGUUGUCCCCUUUCCAGUAAAAUUUAAAGUGAUGUCAGUGCCAUGGCAAACUGGUUAGCUCCUGAAAGGUUGACAAAAAUGAUCGCCAGAUUUUGGUUUAUCACCGUGAGGACAUGGGAUUGUCAUACAUCUUAAUCCACCUUUCACACUAGCAUGGCUGAAUUUCUCCUUCCAUUACCCACCAGGCAGAUUCACUGGACACAUUUAUCCCCAACUAAAUCAAAACUAAUUGACAAAAUUCAAAUCUAUUUCCAUAUCCACUGGUGCAGUCAAACCCAUGACCUAGACCAUUCUGAGAUAUGGAUUCGGCCCUGUUUUUUGCAACAAUUACAGUUGCCAGUUCUGAUGUCUUAAAGAGAUCCCAUAACGCUGCCUGCACUUGGAAGCAAUGCAGUUGCAGAUGAUGAGCCUCGAGUUAGUAUUUGGCUGGCUGUCUGCUGCAAUAUUUACUUGAAAGUUUUUAUCUAAGAAAGGGGGAAGGAAUGGUACGGCAGCACAUAUGGUACUGCAGAGCGGUGAGUGAUCCACGUGCAAAUUCCACUCUGCUCAGCUGUCAAUUGCACUAAAUGGUAAAAUAAUAAAGGGAGGGAAGAUGAGGAGAGAUGCCAUCAUGAAAGAAAAUAAUUCUCAAUGUCUCUUUGGUUGAUCAUAUUCAUCCUAACAAGAGCCAAUGCAAGUUAUCUACAAUUAAUAAUCAUAGAUAAGGCAAUCAGAUUUGAGUGAGUCAGAAGAGUUUAAUGGCAGUGUGUUGCAGUAGUUGAGUAAAUGGACUUACUGUGGAACCUGAGUUGGCACUUGUGAAGUUUAGGUCUUUUGUUCAAUCAAGGUGAUAACAGUGACAGCAAAACUUCACAGUCUCAUGCUUAUCAAUUUUUAAGUUAGGGCUUUAUCAGAAAAAUGGAAGCUUGACAUUUCAUAGGUGCCAUUGACCAAACAGUGCAAUGUUCCUUCCUUUAUCCACCUUUAUUUGUGCCUCUACAAUGAUAUUCUUUUUUUACUUAACAUAAAUAAUCGGACCGACCCAGGCAAAGUCUUUAAAAAUAGAUUUCCAUUCCCCUUUUUGUUCCCGUAUUAUUUAUGCUUGAUUUUGAAGGCAAGUAGAAAUGUGAGUUGGCAAUUCAAACCUCAGACCUGUUCUAGAAUUCAGCGAUAUCCUGCCUGAUCUGAAGCAAAUUCAUUUCUUUCAUUGAGUUUUAUGUUGUUAAACUAUUAAGCUUUUGGGAUUAAUUUUUGUACUUACCCCUUCCUCUGCUUCAUUUGGGAUGCUGCUAACAAUAAGCAUCUCAAACCUCGGGUAAGCCUCACCAACAAUGCCCUGACUCUCCAUGCUGUAAUUCUAGGAUCAGGUCAGUUUUAGGGCCCAGGACUCCCCCACAUACAGGCAUUCCCUUACCAGGAGCCUAGAACUGGAAUCAGGGUGGGAGACCAGCACUGUAUGUCUGAGAGUCCACGCUCACUAGUUGGAAGGCAUCCAGCACUGUAGGCAUAUUUGGUGAAAAAAGAAGCUCUUUAACCUUCUCCUUGGCUCCUUCAUUUUCCGUUAUCAGAUCCUCACUGGAAGCUAAGUGGGGUUGUGGCACAGGCCAGGCAUGAUCCAAGUGAAUGUUGGAACACGCUUGAGAAGGUGAAUGGCCGACUCCUGCUUUUGUAUUCCAAUCAGAGCAGGGCCCAAGGCUGCCAUCUUUCAGAACUCUUGCUAAUGGGAAUCCAUUGGGACUGGAUAAGGAAAAUGAGCUGUAACAUAUUGUUUCAUCAUUGUCCCCUGAAAUCCACAGAGAAACCUACAAAUCCCUGGGCAGGGCGAAAUGGACAAUGGUGGAAGUAACAUAAGCCUCUUUUCCUAGCUUUCCUCUACUGAGUACCUGGAACUGAAUAGCCUCUAGGUCACAUCAUUCCCUAUUGUCUCAAAGUUGUGCAUUUUGGACAUUAAAGGACAGUUAUCUUUUGUUUUGAAAGAAUGACAGAAAACUCAAAAAUAAUACAAUGAAAUAACUGGUGAAUUUGAUCAGUUAAUUGCUGGUAUGGUGUAAUUAUUUUCAUUAUGAUAAAGAUAAGAGAUGAACUUAGAAGGAUAUUUUCACUUAGAGAUUCAGCGAAGCAUUGAGUUCAUCGCCACAAGUGAACAUUGAAGGAGGCAGUCACAGUGGUUAAGAGGAAUUAGAUAAACCUGUGAAAAAGCAAACAAAUAAUGGUUAAGAGGCAUAUUAAGUAGAAUGAGAGAUAACAAAGUGUGAAGCUGGAUGAACACAGCAGGCCAAGCAGCAUCU